AUGGAGAAAAGCUAUAAACGAGCGGUAGAAAUUCUACACCAAAGACGCCGCCUGCUGAGGCCAAGCGUCUUAUCAGACAAGAGCUUGUCAGGCUUGACCCGAAUUCCUAAGUCAAACGAAAGUUCUGAGUUAAAAGGAACCCCCAGUAUUCUAGGUAUGAGAAAAUGGUUGGAUGAACUCGGCCACUCUGACGAGGAUAUUAAUAGACUUAAUAUUAUCCACAUUGCUGGAACGAAAGGUAAAGGAAGCACAUGUGCUUUUGUGGAUUCAUUUUUGAGGGCGCAUGGAAAAAGAACUGGGUUUCCACAGAAGAUUGGUCUCUAUACCUCACCACAUCUCAUUCAUCCAGAAGAGAGGAUUCGGAUCAAUUUCCAGCCUCUUCCGAAAGACCUAUUCGCAAAGUACUUUUUUGAGGUAGAAGAUGUACUUUCGCGGAACGACGAGCAGAGCUCAGGCACUCGACCUCGUUUCCUCCAACUUUUCGCGCUCUUCUGCAUCCAUACUUUCAUCAGAGAAGGUGUUGAUGCUGCGAUCUUUGAAACACACCAUGGCGGCGAAUAUGACUCUACAAAUGUCUUCGAGAAGCCUGUUGUAACAGCCGUCACAACUCUUGGACUAGAUCAUGUCAAGCAACUAGGUUCCUCGCUUCAAAGUAUUGCUUGGCAUAAAGCAGGCAUUUUCAAAUCUGGAGCCAUGGCAUUUAGCUCGCCUCAGGAAUCUGAAGGUGCAAAUAUGUUGAGCAAGCGAGCGUCUGAUAUUGGCGUCAAACUUGAGUUCGUUGAUAGAGAGCCAUCUCUCACUGAUCAUCCAAUGCAGCUGGAACCGGACGUCCAGCGAACGAACUGUUCAUUGGCCCUUGCAAUUGUGCGCGCAUUUUUGUGCAAAACGACAAACUCUAACACCCAAUUGAGUUCUUCAGAUAUCAACCAGGGCAUAGAAAAUUUCUCUUGGCCUGGUAGAUUUCAGAUGAUCGUUCAAGAUCAGUUUCACUGGUUUUUAGAUGGUGCACACAACGAGAUGAGUGUGGUCAUAGCUGCGGAGUGGUUUCUCGACAUUUCGAAAGCUCAGACACUUAACUUACCUGUCAUGCGAGUCCUGGUAUUCAGCCUUCUUACUGACCAAAGAGAUGGUGCUGCAGUUUUCGAACGCCUAGCUGCAUCGCUUGUGGGCAGUGGAAUUGAGCACGUAAUAUUUACUACAUAUGAAUGGGGAGAUAUAUCUAGCUCUAUAGAUGACACAAACUCGGAUGUUCCUUCGACCACUCUGCAGAUACAACAAGAUUACGCAAAUAUCUGGAAACGAUCACACACUGAUACGAACAUUCACUUUCAGCCGACCAUCAAAAGAUCACUAGACGUUAUCAGAAAUAUCAGUGACGACUGUGGCAAUGUGCAAACAUUAAUUACGGGAAGCCAGCACCUCGUUGGUGAGCUAGCAUCUACACAACUCCAACUUCAUUUCGGACGCAGAACUUCGCCGGGUUCCCGUCUUGCUGUUACUCCAACCACAGCCACAAUGCAUCCUCGACUCCCCACUCAUCAGAUGCGUCUUCGGACCAGACCAUCCUCCUCAUCUCAUGCUAUGCAUCUUCGAAGCUACACGAACCAAUCUCGAGCCCUCGAAUCUCAGAUUAUCAGGAAACGGAAGAGACAAAAUUUCGAGGAAGAUUUCAGAUCAUUGGCUCCAGCCACGAGGAAGAGACAAAAACGCAUGCCUCAGUUUACCUUGUUUCCAAUGCUACCAGCAGAGCUAAGAUUGAUGGUUUGGAAGUUUGCUAUUGGCAGUAAACCCCGGAGUAUUUCGUUGUCAGUCUUCCCCCCUGGCAACGCUUCCCCGUCUUAUUUUGGCGGGUUUCGAGCACGAAGUUAUCAGUCGGAAAUUCCACCACUUCUUCACGUCAACCACGAAAGUCGGGAACUUUCCAACCAAAUAUACACCAACUGGAUGCAGGUUAUCAUAUCUCCCUCCGAUGAAGGUCCCGUCGAUCAAGCAACCAUCUAUAUCAACCCCGCUGUGGACAUUCUUCACAUUGAAUAUCAUCGCAAUUUGAACCCUUACGUACUAAUCUUCGAACAAUAUCCUAUCUUGAGGACAUUUAAACACCUGGCGUUUGACCCUGUGGGAUAUCAUGAAAGUGGCCAUGACGUGAUAUGUGACUUGUUCCCGGACCUGGAACAAAUCACCCUGUCUACCAGUCUUGCUAUAUAUGAAAGUCAGGGCGGAAACAUGACGGUCAUGCGAUCAUAUUCUUGUUUAUGGGCAAUAAAUUUCAAACAGAAAUGGAGGGAGGUUUAUGGCAACAAACCGCUCCCUAAGCUCACGAUGAUAGACUCUUUCAGAGGCUUGCCUACGUUAGGGCGAGCAGUUUUCCAUGAAUUAAAGUGGAAUACUCGCAUCCUAAACCAACUAGUGGAAAUCUCUAAGACUCAUAAUGGGGUUCACAAUUGA
Messenger RNA from Glarea lozoyensis ATCC 20868, 2448 nucleotides. Its product is annotated as MurD-like peptide ligase, catalytic. NCBI's taxonomy places the organism in Eukaryota, Fungi, Ascomycota, Leotiomycetes, Helotiales, Helotiaceae. The coding region runs from base 1 to 2448 and encodes 815 amino acids. The record is from RefSeq and is a predicted model, not a curated record. Gene Ontology annotation, molecular function: ATP binding; tetrahydrofolylpolyglutamate synthase activity. Gene Ontology annotation, cellular component: cytosol; mitochondrion; cytoplasm. The transcript has 6 exons. Gene Ontology annotation, biological process: tetrahydrofolylpolyglutamate biosynthetic process.